Chrysemys picta bellii (western painted turtle) is the source of this 979-nucleotide messenger RNA. Lineage: Eukaryota; Metazoa; Chordata; Testudines; Emydidae. The record is from RefSeq and is a predicted model, not a curated record.
AUCACAGCCCAUUAAUCUGGGGAGCUGCUGAGAGCGUGGGGCAUGGACCUCCAUGGCCAGCCUGUCGCCAGCUAGGGCUGGCGUUUAAAGAGGCAGCGUCUGCCUAGUGAAGCCCCCUGCCCUGCUCCUCAGCCCCUCUACCUUGAGCCCCUGCGAGAGAUUGUCUCCCCCCGCCCCCAAACCAUACCUGGUGCUCCUCUCGCAGGGCAGGGCUGAUGGGUGGGUGCUGAGGUAGCUGGGAGUGGGGGUGAUGAGAUGGCAGGGCUGUGGGUGGAGGCGUGACAGGUGUUUGCCAGGAGUCAGUGAGGGUGGGGAGGAGCCCAGUGCAGCGAGAAGCCAGGGGCACUGUGGGAAGUGGCCGGUGGAUCAGCAAUGUCCCAACCCGCUCCCCUGGUUUAAUCUCUGUCUGCCCUAGUGUGCCUGGGCUGCGCGGAACCAUGGCCCCGUACCGCAUCCGGCAGUACGAGGACGGUGACUACGAGGCCGUGCGCACCAUGUUCGGACGUGGGAUUAUGGAGCACGCUCCUGCUGCGUUCAUCUACAUGCUGAAGCAUCCCCAGACCCAGCUGCACUUCCUGGGCCUGCUCCUGGUGGUGCUCGCGGCCUCCGGGUCCCUCCUGGUCUCCCUUCUGGCUCUCCUGCUCGCUCUCACUGGGGCCUGGUUUUGCAUCUGGUCUCUCUGGACCGAUUACAUCCAGCAGUUUCUUCACAACAACCUACUGGACAUCCGGAGAACCUACCUGGAGGCAGCAGACUCUUGUCUCUGGGUGGCAGAGGCUGAGGGGGCGGUGGUGGCUGUCCUGCCGGAGUUCCCCUCGGAAAGGGGGCACACCCUGUAACUAAAGCGUAUGUCCGUGGAGAGGUAUUAGGGGGCUUAUUCCUUCACCCUCUCACUUUCCUGGUCCUGCUUGCAUGAACAGAGAGCAACAAUACCCGAAGUCCGAAGAUGCAAACAAUUCAAUGUUUAUAGGGAUGAACU